GGUCAUUGUUUACUUCCGGUUUGAUAUUACUAGUUCCUGUGGAUCCCUAUGACCAUUGAACAAGCUCGAUUCUUUAGCUACUUUGAAACCAGGUGCUAACAUUUAUCGGUCGCCAAGACAAAGAUGAACAUCCUCCCAAAGAAGAGCUGGCAUGUCCGCAACAAGGACAACGUCGCGCGGGUUCGAAGGGAUGAAGCCCAGGCAGCAGAAGAGGAGCGCGAGGCCAUGCGCCGCGUGGAGCGGGCAGAGCAAGAGGCGCGUACAGAAUAUCUAAGAAAGAAAUCUCGGGCUGCUCUCCAGUCAGCCGGAGCAAAGCGAGACGAUGACGAGGAAAAAAGUGGAACGAGUCCGGAGCAUCUCAAUCUAUUUCCUCUGGAGGAGGCCUCAGAGACUAAGGGAAAUGAGGAGUAUCUAAGAGAAAAGAAGGAAGAAAAGGAGAAGCAGGAACGAGCUAUCGGCUUACUUGUGUCUUUGGGGCCACAACCAGGGACAGAGGUGACCCCAUGGUACAUGAAAAGCAGCAACGAAAAAGAAGAAGAGAGGAUCGAAAAGGAAAAGAGGAAGGGUGUAGCUGAAGAGGAGAAAGAAAAGAAGGAUCGUAGAUUGAAGGAUAGUUUGGAUCCUUUGAAGGAUAUGAAGAAAGCAUUGGGAGUUUAUGAGAGGAGGGAGCACAAGAAAAAGAAGAAGGAAAAAAGAGACAAAGGGGAGAAGAAAAGCACAGGAGAGAGUUCUAUAGAAAAGUUACGAGCUGAACGCUUGCAGAGGGAGGCAGAGGAGAGGAGGAGAACCCAGGCCCUCCUGGAUCAGAGGAACGGUAAAAGAAAGGGGACAGACAGAGAAGUGGACGAGAGGGAAAGACCCUACAACAACGCUUUCUUUCCAGAACUCGCCCGGAAGCGGCAAAGACGGGAUCGGGAAAGCUGGAGGGAUGAAAUUCUGAAAUCUUAAAAUGUUUUACUUAUGUAUGAACUGACAUUAGCAUGCAGAGAGAUGUGGGGAGAAAAGAA
This is a messenger RNA of Cyprinodon variegatus (sheepshead minnow), 1007 nucleotides long. It is a transcript of the gene leng1, whose product is annotated as leukocyte receptor cluster (LRC) member 1. The transcript is spliced from 5 exons. NCBI's taxonomy places the organism in Eukaryota, Metazoa, Chordata, Actinopteri, Cyprinodontiformes, Cyprinodontidae. The coding region runs from base 124 to 948 and encodes 274 amino acids. The record is from RefSeq and is a predicted model, not a curated record.